UUUAUUAUUUAGUAAUGAAUAUGAAUAUCGGCCCUAGAUAAGGACAUGUUUUCCGAUAGUGUCUUCAGACAAUCAGACGUGAAAUCACAUGUAAAAUUUGAUAGAAACAUAAUUAGACGUUGGUAGGAAAAAAGAAGAAAGAAUAAGUGAUGCGAGAGAUUAGCUGUAAAGUGCAUUCCGUGUUGAUUACGGUGUUAUGUUCUCUCUGCGUCUCGCAGGAAAGCAUCAAUAUUUAAAUUUUCGCGUUUAAAUUAAAAUGAAAUGGGUAUUUAAUUAAAUGUUGGAGAGGAAAAGAAGAAAGGCGACAAGUCCGAACAAUUCAGCUGUAGAAAUCAAAUUUGAGGUUAGUGAUCCAAACAAAUGAUGUGAUUCGCGAAGAAAUUCACGGUCGGAAUUCGAUUAAGCUGCUGUGUGUGAAAGUGAAAAAUUAUUACGCGAUCGGUGCUGAAUUCACUCAUUCACUGCGUCAUGCACCGCAUGCGCGUCGAACGAUCAUUCGACGCGGGACCCGACUUGGGGCGAUGAAUGGAAGUAUGUGAAAAUUGGGAAAGUGAAGGGCGACAAGGCCGACAAGCGAUCGUUCGCAAUUGCACGGUCGAACGGACGAUCGCAUUCUAGGUCGCGACUCGCGAAGGAAUUCCCGUUCGUCGCCGGGCGUCAUUCUCGACGUCACUCUCACGCAAGUCUCACGUGUAGACGAACGGUUCGCGAUUAGCCGGAAUUUAUCCCACCCGCUCAGAGAUUCGGAGUUUCGGACGACGCUCGUAAACGCUGCCGGGACCGAUCGUCUUCUCGACGUGUCAUAUUACGUGUCAUUAUUCGGCUGGCAGCUGACUGGUGAUGAUCAAGACGUACAGGAAUCUCAACGGUAUCAUGAACAGGGUAACGGCGAUUGUGGAGAAAGAUCUUGGAACAGCGCAAGUAGCGCCGUUGCAAAGGGCCGCUUUAAAGGAACGCUGUAUCCUCGUGGACAAGCUGGACCGACCCGUCGGUGAAGCCACCAAGCAAGCUUGUCAUGAGAUCGAUACGGAGGGAUGUGUCCCGCUCCACAGGGCGUUCAGCGUCUUUCUGUUCAAUAGUAAAGGAGAAUUGUUACUCCAGAAACGAUCAAAUGUUAAGAUAACAUUCCCGGAUUACUAUACAAAUACGUGCUGCAGCCAUCCGUUAGCCGAGAUUCCCGACGAAACGGAAGAAGAAAACGCUAUGGGAGUGCGCAGAGCCGCGAUAAGAAGGCUCGGCUACGAGCUGGGCAUACCUAGCAGCGAGAUCAAGCCUUCCGAUCUAUUUUACCUGACAAGAAUUCGCUAUCAAGCGCCCAGCAACGAUCGUUGGGGUGAACACGAGAUCGAUUACAUAAUGUUUCUGCAACGAGAUAACAUCACCAUAAAGCCUAAUCCUGACGAAGUGAGCGAGACUCGAUGGGUGUCGCGAUCGGAGAUCGACAAUUUUAUGAAGACCACGUCGUUGCUGACACCGUGGUUCCGUCUGAUCUACAAAUUUAAACUGCUGCAUUGGUGGGAUAAUUUACAUAACUUAAGUAAAAUGCAAGAUCAUCAGAAUGUAACCAUGUUGAAGGAUUGAUCCGUAUACAUUGAUCCGUAUACUUGGGUAACCAAAGCAAAACUGGUCUGAAUGCAUAUUAUUAUCCAAGUCUUUAAAAUAAUUAUUCCCGUAAUUUAUAUUACUAAGACUCGAAAAAUGGGUUUAGAUUUAUGAACUUAAGUUUAUGGGAUACGUUUGUACCUGCAUUUUCUCAACGUAAAUAUUUUAGAUAUACAUACAUUGUGGAACCCUGGUAUUUGAAGAACGGUAACUUUUCUAGAUAUAAAGGCGAGCGGGUGUAUAUAAUUUUUAAUCGAAUUGAUCUGAGUUUCUGAAUCGUUUCUAAAUUUUUGUAAAAGAUUAAGAGCUCACUUAGACGUAUGUUGUAACUUAAGCGUUUAUUGUUGCAAAGUGUACACGUAUUUUGUUAAACAUCAUGUAUGAAUUGUAAGGAAAUAAAUUUAUUAUUCUACAUUUA
Temnothorax curvispinosus is the source of this 2020-nucleotide messenger RNA. RefSeq names its product isopentenyl-diphosphate Delta-isomerase 1 (gene Idi). NCBI's taxonomy places the organism in Eukaryota, Metazoa, Arthropoda, Insecta, Hymenoptera, Formicidae. Gene Ontology annotation, biological process: isoprenoid biosynthetic process; isopentenyl diphosphate biosynthetic process. The record is from RefSeq and is a predicted model, not a curated record. Gene Ontology annotation, molecular function: isopentenyl-diphosphate delta-isomerase activity. Gene Ontology annotation, cellular component: cytoplasm. The transcript has 3 exons. The coding region runs from base 841 to 1581 and encodes 246 amino acids.